GACAAAUUAAAAAGUUUUAUUUUUCUUAUAUUGGUACGAGAUUUUAUUGAUUGUUUUCUUUCAAGAUUUUCGGCCAGACGGCGACUGAAAUUGCAAGUUACUGUGAUAUAUUUAUUUUCAAUAAUUAACUAUUCUUAUCAACCAAUUAAAUGAGCAGGGAUAUCGAGUUAUGUCUAUAAGUAAUGGAAGGUACAGAACUGGGUGGCGACCAGCAAUUCUGUUUGAGAUGGAACAAUUUUCAAGCAAAUAUAACUUCUCAAUUCGAAGCACUGCGCGAUGAUGAGGACUUCGUGGAUGUCACCCUGGCCUGCGAGGGACACAGGCUUGAGGCCCACAAAGUGGUUCUUUCGGCUUGUAGUCCUUAUUUCAAGGAAUUAUUUAAAAACAAUCCAUGUCCGCACCCAAUAAUUUUCAUGCGCGAUUGCGAAGUGUCGCAUGUGCGCGCGCUUCUGCAGUUUAUGUACGUGGGCCAGGUGAACAUAGCGCAGGCGCAGCUCAGCGCAUUCCUACGCACCGCGGAUGCGCUACAAAUACGCGGUCUCACUGAUUGUUCACAACACAACGACAAAAAAGUGAAUCGAAAGUCUCCACCUUCCCAACUCCGUAAUUUGCUCAGCGCCAAGCCGUCACAUUCUACCUCCUCAUCCAAAGCCGCAAGCCAAAAUGUGGAAUCGACAUCUGCCGAUGACCUCGAGAAGAGUGCGAGUCGCCGUUCUGAGAGAAAUUCUCCCGAUGUUGCCCAAAACAAUCUCAGCGAAGAAGCUUCCUUUCAAACUUCUAGUCAAAUGAGGCCUAAUAAUGACUAUAACCAAACUUGUAACUACCCAACUCUGAGGGUGAAAACUGAUCUCGAAGCAACUGAAAUUAAUAAUGAUGAAAAUGAAAUCCUCAUGGACCCGGGGGACUCCGAGGGCGCGGAGAAGUGCCAAGACUUCAGCGCGACGGACCUGCUCGAACCGAAGAUGGAAGUCAUGGAGCAAGAGGCUAGCGACGAGGAGCGCUCGAGCUUUCCGCCGAUAUACUACAACGAAAACAACGCGCUAGCGAAUCCGUUUGCUACUAUACAAGGUAAUAUCGAUCUCAUGGCCGGGAUGAACACGGAGCUGCGGGACGAGAAUGCGGAAGGCGGUGGGAGGUGGGACGGGCGGCGGAGUAGGCCUGUACCUGACGCCGUGUGGCUCGAACAGCAUCGCCGAGCCCUACCCUUUGUGCUCAAGCGGGAGAACGAAAGAGGUGCACCGGCUCCUAGACUCAUCAAGCUGGGCGAGGGCGUAGAAAUCCGCGAGGAGUUACUGCGCGGCGUGAAGUGGGGCGACUACCGCAAGGUGACCCGUGGGCUGGCCGCGGCGCUGUUCUCGCCAAUGGAGCUGGCCACGUGCUCGGUGACGGGCCAACGCUGGUCGCGCGCUGGGCAGGAGUCGCGCCCCACCAAGCCGCCGCUGGACCGCCGCCGCGUUCAUGCCCUUAUAUCCUACGUCAGCCGCCACUUCCCCGACGUCGAGGUCAGCCGCAUCAAGCAGGUGCUCGCCUACAAGUGCAAGGAAAACUGCGCCGCGCUGCGCAUGCGGACCGCCAGGCUGUCUAACUGUUUCAGUGAGUCCAGCAACUACCUGCUGAGCGCGGCCUCUCGGCCCGCGGACGACGCGCCGCACCCGCCGCACGCGCCGCACCCGCCGCACCCGCCGCACCCUCCGCACCCGCCGCACGCGCACUCCACCCCGCCCGUCACUACGCGCUCUUCAUACUCUCAUUACGAGGCUUCGAAGGGCGGAGGAGCCGGUGGUGCGGGAGGGGGUGGCGAGGACGGGGAGGCGCCACAUUGAUGCGCCACAUAUCACUUCCGCAAUCUUGUUAUUUUUACCAAAAAGAAAGUACCGAUGCACGCCGCCCGCCGCGCGCUCGCGUGUAAAGGACAGAGAUUUAUUUAGGGGCGGCGUGCUCGCGAGCCGAAAGAUUCGUAUUUAUUUAGGUGAUAUUUUUCUAUUGGCUACGAUAAGGAUUAUCUCGUCGCGGACAUCGGAACGCGCUCGAAGCUCUAGCAAUAAUUUAUCAGGUUCCUAAGACAUGUUUUGUAGUUAGGUUCUAUUUGCACGAAUUUUCGCGAAACACUGCCGCUUUUACUUCUAAAACCCUUUUUCUUCUAUAUUAGUGAAAUCGCUUCCUUCGUUUUACGAUAAUAGUCAUUCUCCUUUCGUUACGUUAAAUUUGUAUAUGAGGCAUUUAAGUGCUGUUCGAGGGACCGUUGCAAUCGCAAGUGAAAUAUAUCAAAAUGGCAUAAUUUUUAGGGCUAACGUAGAAAUAUUAUAUAGUCAUUUCGUUUUAUAGAUAUAAUGUAAAAGAGAAUUUAUUUUGGAGUGUGUCGAGUCGGUAUAAUGAAAGUCUUCGGUGAGCUGUGAUCGUGAUGGUUAUAAAGGAGUCAUAUUUUUAAAUAUUUUUAAGAGUUAUAGUAAUUGUAGCUUGUGUACAGAUGAGUCUGUAUGGGGAGGAACAUGUCAAUUGUGGCGAAGGACGGUCUACUGCACAUCUGCACAGGGAUGUAUUUAUCAUAUCAUCUAAGCAAUAACUAUUAUUUGAUAAAAAAAAAAGUAAUAAAGAUUUUUUAAUUUUUAAAUACUAUUUUAACCGUGUUGUUAUAAAAGUAGUUAGUAAAUAACUGAAUUCUCUAAAGUCCAUGAUCAUUUAUACUGUUCUUUUGAACGAUGAUCUAAUCCUCAUAAUAAUUACUCGUCACAUAUGAAACUUCAUAUCAAUGUUAUUUUACGAAAAUUUGUACUAUUUUAGUCGUGUUUAUCUUAUUAUAGGGAAAAGCAGAUAUUGACCGCUAGCGAUUAACACUCAAACCCUACGACCUAUGUUUUUGGUAAUACGCGCUUAUGUUUGAGGAGAUUUGGUGUGCGCUGGAAAUUUUGUAAGAAAAAGCUAAACUCUCAUUUAGUCUCGAACGCAUUGCGACGGAACAAAUACUCAUGAUAUCUGCUUUUUUCCCGGUCCUGGGUCGUGAGGACGUGUGUGUAUAUUCGAUAUACUGUAUUGUAUAAGUUGCAGUUACCAGAGGGGGGUGUUCCCAAGGGAAUCUUACCGAAUUGUAAUAAAUGUCUUGCGAUGCCAACUGGAUGUCUUUAAUGCUCAAUUUUUGCCAAAUUUUACUUGCCGAAAGUCUUGUCUAAAUAGUUUUGUCUAAUGCUUUAUCUGAACGCCAAUCUCCUCGUGAUCUCAGAGGACAGGAGAUGGCCCGACAGAUUUGCUCAAUGAUAAGCGUUAUUAUUCCUACGGAUUCUGUUCGUGCGUUCGCGUAGAGGUUGAGGGAUCGGCCCAAUGAAAUUUAUAUCGUUAGAAAAUUUUUUAAUAAAAAAAAAAUAAUAAUUGUAAUUUUAGAAAAUGAAAAAAAGAGGAUUAUCGUGAAUUGUUAAGUAUAAAUACUUAUUGUGACGAAUGCUCGAGAUGCAAUAUGUUAAUUUAGUGCCAAAUGAUAAGUUAACUCGUAGCAAUAUGUCGUAACCUAAUGCUCUUGUAAUUUCUCGCGUAGUGUUAAUGACCUAUGAGGUUUAAAGGUUUCUUUUACAAGACUAUAAUAAUAUAUUUAUACAGGGAAAGAGUAGGGAUGUACGGUUCGGAUUUAAGAAUGUUGUUGCGGUAUAAUACUCAUUGUGGCAGGGUGUAAAAAUGACGGAGCAGGCUUGGAGUGGAGCGAAGCGGAGCUUUUGUACAGUUGAGGAAUGAUGUUGAUAGUUGCCAAUCACAAAACUGCCCUCGUAGUAACAAAAGUAGUAAAGUAAAUUAUAUAACACUUUCACUUGACAGCUGUCAACCAACAGACGAUAAAAAACUUAUUUAUGAAUAAACUUCAAUUUAAAAAAACUUAUUUAUCACUUACAACUCAGGUUUAUGUUAAAAAAACAUAUUUUUUCUGGAUUCUUUGUAUCAAUCUCUUUAUUUUUUGUCGAAAUACAGUUUGUAAGCUAAAAUCUGCCAGUCCUUGUAUGAAGAGGUGGAAAGAUUUCAUGAACUUAAUGGCCAGCGAAAUUAUAACUUUAACUCACUAUAGACGACUUUAUUUUCGUUAUAACCAAAAAUUCAUUUCAUAAAAUACACAUAUAUUUUGAAUAUACAUUUCUACAUUCAUUAUUACGAGGGUGGAAAUGCCAAACACUUCACCUACAGGGUAGUUUAAUUUAGUGUUGUCUUUGCUUCAACUUCGAUUUUUACACUCUGUUUAAGAAGCACUGAAUGAGCAAUGGAACAGAGAAUUUAUUUACUCCAAUAAGUCUUUUUUUUAAAUUAUUUAUAAUAAUUUUUUUUAUACUAAAAAUUAUACAUUAUUUUGCAUUUUAUGAUUGUAAAUGGCAGCUGUCCAUGUUUUUCGGUGAAUGAUGAAAUCACUCACUGUUAUUUGGGUUUCAUAAAAGUAAUAUAGAAACGAAACAUCGAACAUGACACAUUGGGCACAAAUAUUAGAAAAAAAAUAUCUAUGGCUUACUUUUGCUUGCAAUACGUAAUAUUUAGAAAUGUGAUCGUUCCGAGUUUAUCGGAACAUAUAUGUGGAGCCCUUGUUAUCAAGUCUAUAUAUUUAUUAGGUAUAUUUUCAUUGAGCAAUACAACUUUAAAAAAUAUAUAUAUAUUUAAGAAGAACAACAUCGAUGCCACUGUGCCCCAGGGGACAGUGUUGUGCCAAAAUUAAGUGCUAGUCUUUAAAAAAGUGUUGUUAUCAUUUUCAGAUUUUUAUUUAGUCCAGAAUGUGUUUGUUCCUGUGCUGUGAAAGUAAUAUUUUCUGACAAAUCAACACUGGCAUGUGAUGAAUUAUAUUAGAUAAUAUAGUUGUUUUUGUUCAGUUAGUUUCUAGGUUGUUUAGUUGGACUUUUAAUGAUAUUACUUAGUUCGUAUAAUAUUUUAUGCACUAUUCAACUAUACGACAUGUUUUUGAUUCUUGAAAUAUAAAUUUACUUAAAUAAAAGAUGGAAAACAACUAUAUUGUCUCAUAGGAUGUGUAUAGGUCGACAACAUCACAGGGUUCGUCGUUAUUUAAAAUUAUAUAAAGAUAAGAAUGAAAAAUUUUUCGUGUAUCCAUAAGUGUUCGCACUUGAAGGAAGUGAAGCUUCUUUAGUUCAUUUCACGAGUUCGUAGGCAUGGUAACUAUAUUAUUGAAAUAAACUCGAAUGUUAUAUCAAAUCUAGAUCCAAAGUCGGACCAGAUGGCAUGGAUAUGCUGACCGUCCUCAAGGCUGUUUUACGUUUUAAACUUUUUAACUUCCUUUCUGAUUUUUCUAUUCAAUUAACUAUUUGCUAAAGCACCUAAAGAAGUUCCACUUUCACCUCACAAGUUCUAACAUAUGAUAUGUUAGAACUUGUGAGGUGAUUAGUUUAUUACUUGGGUUCUAAUUAUAUAUACUGUGGUCCAUAAUAUUAUAUAGUCUGUUGUUGUCCUAUAGUGAAAUUGUGAUUCGAGUCAUAAAUUGUAAUUAUAAUAUGAUGAGUUGUGUUGAUUUGUUGCUAUAUUUAUAGUAUUUAUAUUAAUGAUGAUGCACACAAUAAUUUAGCUUUGAGCUCGUGCAAUAUUAUUCCAAAUUGUUUAUAGGGAAAACUGUUAUGAUAAUUUCUAAAUUGUUAUAUAAAUAUUUUUGUAAUUAUAAAAGACAUAGGCAACUUGAAUUCUAUUUUUGUUGUGCAUUUAUUCUCAAAUUUUAUCACAUUACAUUACCACAAACCCAUUGUGGACGGUAAUGUCUGCGUCUGUGAAACUUAUUGUUAAGCUACGGUAGAUGGUUUGUUUUAUAUAUCGCCGAUAUUAUGAGUCAAUCCUAGUAAUGUUAAUUCUCCUUAAUUUAGAAUAAUUUACAGUAAACCAAUUACAUUUGCUCAACCAAGAUGCGACACUAACUGCAAUAUAGACAGAAAUAAUUUUUGUAUUGUCCUUUUUAUAUCGUUAUUUAUAUAAUAAUUCAGUUUAAUUAAUUUCGUGAGUUGUGGCAGCGCAUGUUAUAGUCUUAUUUUUAUUCUUAAUAGAGGCCAAAUGUUGACUUGCUUAUGUGAGACUGUUUUGCCAAGAAUCAGAAAGUAUAUUACCUACAUUGUUUUAAAAUAAAUGCUUUUAUAUAAAA
Molecule: messenger RNA, 6094 nt
Organism: Pararge aegeria (speckled wood butterfly)
Lineage: Eukaryota; Metazoa; Arthropoda; Insecta; Lepidoptera; Nymphalidae
Product: protein tramtrack, alpha isoform-like
Exons: 8
Coding region: 183-1823 (546 amino acids)
Biological process (GO): regulation of transcription by RNA polymerase II
Cellular component (GO): nucleus
Molecular function (GO): protein binding; DNA binding
Source: RefSeq, a predicted model, not a curated record